This is a messenger RNA of Diabrotica virgifera virgifera (western corn rootworm), 621 nucleotides long. RefSeq lists its product as uncharacterized. NCBI's taxonomy places the organism in Eukaryota, Metazoa, Arthropoda, Insecta, Coleoptera, Chrysomelidae. Bases 1 to 621 code for a protein of 206 amino acids. The record is from RefSeq and is a predicted model, not a curated record. The transcript has 2 exons.
AUGAGAGAUAGCUUCCUCAGUUUGACAGAUGAUUGUCUCAAUUGGUCCUGGCCCUCAAUUAAUACCUGGUCAUCUAUUCAUUCUUUUCAUGUACAUCCUAUAUUAUGGGACAGUUUCGACCGUAUAAACACACAAACAGCCCUAAAUACUUUCGAGUCUAAGACUGAAACUCAAAAGCGCAAAUUAGCUCAUCUAAUUACCCAACAACUUCCAAAACCCAGAACUUUGAAACCCACCACAGUGGUUCACAACUUUUCUGAUACCCCCAUUUCUACUAUUGCCACUCAAGCUUUAGCAAAAGGUUUCAAUUAUUCUGUUACCCCAAGCCACACCCCAAUUGAGACAAUCAUCUGUCAAACUGAGGAAGCUAUCUCUCAUUUACCUUCUGAAGAUGCUGAAAUAGUUAGACAAGACGUCGCUAGAGUUCUUAGGAACUCAAAGCCCCCUACUCCAAACAUUAGUCAAUCUGAGAGAAAAGCCCUGAAAGAACUUCAAGCAAAUCCAGAUCUAGUCAUUCUUCCUGCCGAUAAAGGAAACGCCACUGUCAUCCUAAACACUUCGUCUUACAUCGAUAAGCUCUCAAAUCUCAUUAACACCCCCGACUACAAGCCACAACCGUAA